Messenger RNA from Nerophis lumbriciformis (worm pipefish), 1876 nucleotides. The record is from RefSeq and is a predicted model, not a curated record. Lineage: Eukaryota; Metazoa; Chordata; Actinopteri; Syngnathiformes; Syngnathidae.
CUAAAUCAGCUGACUUGUGCGGGAUGCUCGGUUGAGUCGAAGGACCUUCUGGAUGCAAACACGCUAAGUUGCUGCUUGCCGUCUAUAUUCAACAUGCCUGAACAACUGCGAUCAUCCCACUGACUCACGCCGACAGACGCAAACGUCGAAGCCCGUGUCAACAUUUCGAGUGCUCGUCCUGCUUUACCAAGCCUCCUGCCAGCAGCAGCCAUGACGGAAUUCUGGUUGAUCUCCGCCCCGGGCGAGAAGACGUGUCAGCAGACGUGGGACAAGCUGAUGGUGGCCACCACGCGCACCAACAACCUUUCCUCCAACAACAAGUUUAACAUCCCUGACCUGAAGGUGGGCACGCUGGACGUCUUGGUGGGCUUGUCUGAUGAGCUGGCCAAGUUGGACACCUUUGUGGAGAGCGUGGUGAAGAAGGUGGCUCAGUACAUGGCUGAUGUUCUGGAGGACAGCCGAGACAAAGUCCAGGAGAACCUGCUGGCUAACGGACUGGACCUGGUCACUUACAUCACCAGGUUCCAGUGGGACAUGGCCAAGUAUCCCAUCAAGCAAUCUCUGAAGAACAUCUCCGAGAUCAUCUCCAAGCAAGCCACCCAGAUAGACAACGACCUGAAAGCCAGAGCUUCAGCCUACAACAACUUGAAGGGAAACCUGCAGAACCUGGAACGCAAGAACGCGGGCAGCUUGUUAACCAGGAGUCUGGCUGACAUUGUAAAGAAAGACGACUUCGUUUUGGACUCGGAGUACUUGGUGACCAUGCUGGUGGUUGUCCCCAAGACCAGCUUUGCUGACUGGCAGAAGACGUACGAAACUCUGGCAGAGAUGGUGGUUCCUCGCUCCACCAAGAUGUUGUUUGAAGACAACGACAGCGGCCUGUUCAGUGUGACAUUGUUCCGUAAGGCACUGGAUGACUUCAAGCACAAGGCCAGAGAAAACAAGUUCACGGUGCGUGACUUCCAUUACAACGAGGAGGAGAUGAAGGCAGACAAAGAGGAGAUGACUCGCUUGUCCACCGACAAGAAGAAGCAGUUUGUAUGGCAGCACCUUGUCUCACCUUGUCUCACCUGUGCAGGUGUGCUGCUCACCUUCUGCUGCCUCCUGCAGGGUCCUCUGGUGCGAUGGCUGAAAGUCAACUUCAGUGAGGCCUUCAUCGCCUGGAUACACAUCAAAGCUCUCAGGGUCUUUGUGGAGUCUGUCCUCAGGUAUGGUCUGCCGGUCAACUUCCAGGCCAUGUUGCUGCAACCCAACAAGAAGAACAUGAAGAAGCUGAGGGAAGUUCUCUAUGAACUCUACAAACACCUGGACAGCAGCGCCGCCAUCAUUGAUGCGUCCAUGGACAUUCCAGGUCUGAACCUGAGCCAGCAGGAGUACUACCCCUAUGUGUACUACAAGGUGGACUGCAACCUGCUGGACUUCAAAGUCUAAGAAGACAGGAGGUCUCACUCUGUCCACAACUUCUUCUUCUUCUUCUUGUCCUCCCAAACAAGAACAUGUCAACUUGAACUCUGACCUCCCCUCUCCUUGAACUCUGACCUCCCCUCUCCUUGAACUCUGACCUCCCCUCUCCUUGAACUCUGACCUCCCCUCUCCUUGAACUCUGACCUCCCCUCUCCUUGAACUCUGACCUCCCCUCUCCUUGAACUCUGACCUCCCCUCUCCUUGAACUCUGACCUCCCCUCUCCUUGCGUGACAAAUGCAGAGAGUUGACUUAUUGCAGGAGUCUCUCAAUGUUUGUGUGACGUGUUUGUGUUUGUGUUUGUGUUUGUAGCAAGUAGAAGGUCAAUGCUACCUGCUGACUGAUCGUGGUAUCGUUAUGUGUGUGCAUACUGUAAAGUAUUUCAAAAUGAUAAUAAAUGUUCAUAUCGUUCAA